UUCCUUACCAGCACAAAGCCCGCCGCUCUAGCCAAUUUACUUCAUCAUGGAGAGUCACUCAUUGUGGCUUCUGUUCGUUGCACUUAGUUUUCUGCAAACAUGUCACUCUUUCAACCUUUACCCAGCUAUCAACGGCGAUAAGCUCGCCAAGUCACUGAACGUCACAUCAGACUGCAUUGCAGCACUAAACCAAACUAUUCCAGAAUGUGAUCAGACGUUACUGCAGAUGACGAUGAACGUAGAGAACUACUGGUGGACCGAUGACAACCUCACGGCUGUCUGCGACUCAGGCUGUGCUGAAGCCGUUGGAUCGUGGAACUAUAAUGUCUCUGAUCCUUGCUUCGAGCAGUCUUUCACUGCAUAUGGGAAGCUUGUACCCAUAUGGACGGUCACUGAGCGAGUUGUGGACAAUCUCAUCUUUGCAUGUUUGCCGUCUCGAUCCGAUAACUACACAUACUGUCUCACAGAGUCGCAGGAGUGGGUCGGAGCUGAUGUGUUGCGGGUCGACUGUGAUGCCAAUCCCUCAGAUCCCACUUGCGGCGGCAACUCCACGGACAUCCCCGAGGCGAACGUUCGCCUAGCCAACCUGUACGAAGACGAUAUUUUAUGCAAUGACUGUUUUAUAAAUCAGCUUUACACUCGCAUCUCGUCCAUCUUCGUCCCGGAUACCGACUACUCAGAAUAUCUCGCAGAUCAGAUUUUUGACAUCUCAGACGUUUGCAACAAAACUAUUCCCGACUUCACUGUUGCACUGCCUUGGGAUUAUCAGACUGCAUCGACACUGUCUUCCGUAAACGUGGGAUCUUCGACGACUGCCGUGGCCACUGCCACCUCCACGGCCGCUGCCACGACCACAUGCGUCGGUCAGACUCUUGGCUCUGCCGCUGCAUCAAAAAGAGAUAAUGCUUUGGACUGGAUAAAAAGAUCUGCGCCUGGAUUAGAGCCUAGGCAGGCAUCGUCAUGCGAUGACUUGUCGUCUCAGUAUGGCGUAAGCACUGGCGCACUUCAGUGGUUCACCAACAGUGAAACCUGCGCUGUCUCUGGCUCAGUGUGUCUUCCUCAGCGGUGCACAUUACAGAAAGUUGGAAGCAACGAGACGUGUGCGAGUAUCGCGGCAUCCAUCGGCGGUGACACUACUAUCGUGCAGUUUAAGAAGUGGAAUACCUACGUCCUUGGACUUUGUGACAGUCUUACAGAGGGCCAGUGGGUAUGCGUAAGUUCCCCUGGCGUCAACGCUACAUACACAUUGCCUGCACCACCAUUAGGCACAGAAGCCAAUGCCGGAAAUCAACAACGAGGAGGCGCCGGCGGCAUAGUAUCGGCUACGACGACCGCAACAGACAUUGUGAACCCUGUGUCGGGAGGAACAGCCCCUAGCCCAACCCAAGACGGGCUUGUCACCAACUGCAAUAACUACGCAAGUGCUACUGCUGGAGACGGAUGCGAGGCGUUUGCCACGCGCAACUCGAUUGCGCCAACACAGCUCUAUGCAUGGAACCCAGUUCUUGGCACUGCUGGCUCCGAAUGCUCAACCGCUCUCUGGGCUAGCGAGUAUUACUGCAUCGGCACGUGGAAGCCAACCCAGACUUCUGCCGCAACUGCACCAGGUCCAACCCAGACGGGAAUCACGUCUAGCUGCAAUAAGUACGCAGAGGCAAUCUCUGGUGACGUCUGUACCGUCUUUGCUUCUCGCAACAACAUCACAACCGCUCAGCUCUACGCUUGGAACAGCGUACUUGGAGCAAAUGGAGAGAACUGCGCUGGUUCCAUGUGGGCGGACGAGUACUACUGUGUUGGUGUCUCCGGAUCAUCAUCCGCAGCAACAACCACGGCUGCAGUCUCGACUACUGCUACUCAAGUCACAGCCCCUGGCCCGACCCAAACUGGCAUCGUCUCGAGCUGCUCCAAGUUUGCCAAGGCUCCGUCCGGAGUAGUAUGCGGCGACUUUGCGAGCAGCAACAGCAUUUCAACCGAUCAGUUUUAUGCAUGGAACACAGUCCUCGGUGCCAAUGGGGAGAACUGCGCGUCUUCCAUGUGGGCCAACGAGUACUACUGCGUCGGCAUCACCGUGGCUGCCCCUGGCCCGACGCAAGAUGGCAUCAACUCUAACUGUGCUCGAUACGCCGAAGCGCCUUCAGGUGCGACCUGCACCACGUUCUCGAGCGCCAAUGGAGUCACUCUGGCUCAGUUGUAUGCUUGGAAUCCGGUCUUGGGGGCAAAUGGGGAGAAUUGCGCCACAAAGAUGUGGGCGCAGGAGUAUUACUGUAUCAGUAUCACUAAGUAG
This is a messenger RNA of Colletotrichum scovillei, 2284 nucleotides long. Its product is annotated as LysM domain-containing protein. The record is from RefSeq and is a predicted model, not a curated record. The transcript is spliced from 7 exons. NCBI's taxonomy places the organism in Eukaryota, Fungi, Ascomycota, Sordariomycetes, Glomerellales, Glomerellaceae. The coding region runs from base 47 to 2284 and encodes 745 amino acids.